This is a messenger RNA of Carassius auratus (goldfish), 1475 nucleotides long. RefSeq lists its product as uncharacterized. The transcript has 2 exons. NCBI's taxonomy places the organism in Eukaryota, Metazoa, Chordata, Actinopteri, Cypriniformes, Cyprinidae. The record is from RefSeq and is a predicted model, not a curated record. Bases 152 to 1282 code for a protein of 376 amino acids.
ACCAGUGCCCAGUGUAGCUGCACCACUGCCCAGUGUCCAGACUCCACCACUGCCCAGUGUCCAGGCUCCACCACUGCUCAGAGUCCGGGCUCCUUCAGCUGCACCAGUACCCAGUGUCCAGGAUCCUUUAGAUACACCAGUGCCCUCAGCAAUGGCUGUUGACGAACACUGCAUUCCUGGAAUGGACCGGGUGGAUGCGUUGGCAGAGUGUCUGGUGGAGCUGCGCACACAGACAAGCCUCACACUUACCAACCAACAAGUUGCGACCAUUGUGGGUCUGUGGCAGAACCUGGACAAAUUUGAUAAAGACAGGGUGGUGUAUGCUGCUCGUCAUCAAGACAGGCUACUUACAGGACGUUUUAGGUCCCCAAAAAAGAAAGCUGUCUUCACUCCUGGUGUCGACAGCACAAAAAGGUGUGUUUUGGGUUCUAGCGGCUCUCCAGCACAGUGGCCUAAUUGCUGUCGCCUUGUUGAAAUGAUUUUCAUAAGGUUAUGUAACAUCCACCGAAGCCCCAAGAAACAGCGGACAGAAUGUCUGUCUAGAUGGGAUCUCAUUCUUCGUGAUUACAGAAAAAUUCGGCAGCUAAUCCUGAGCAAUGGAACGGUGAUGAGUGACACAACCCUUCAGCUAGUUGAGGUAAAUCAGAGGACCCUUACGACAUGGCACAAUAACCGUUUAAAGGGUCAGGAGGUCUCCUUGCUGUUGCAAGGGCUGGACCUUCCAGAGGCACGUCCAGUGGCUUUGGAUGUUUUGCCUCCAGCACGAGUACAGCCUGUUGUGCCUCCACAAUAUAGCCACCAGUUGCAUACCUACCAGAUGCCACCAGACACAGCUGGACAGGCAAAGACAAAGUUUAGAAAGAUUGCGCCCUCAGCUACCUGUACAUCUGCCACAGCAACUUCAAUCUGGCCAUCAGCCGUACACCCUCAGCAUUCAGCCACGUCCAGCCAGCUAAGGACAAUUUGUCCCAGGCCGACAGCACCACACCCAUUGGUUCCUGACACACCCACUGCCCCUGUUGUGUCUCAGAUGUUUCUGGUGCCCUGCCCAGCCCCAUUUUCCACCAUUAACCCUGGAGCAAUUUCCUCUGAGCCACCUGCAAAUGACACAGCCACUCCAACCAAACGAUCGUACAAUCGCACUGUAAAAGCAAAUUCGUGCAGAAAGUGUGGCCAAUUUCGUACUCAAGAAACUGGCCAUAGCCAGUACAAAGGCAAAAUAUAUUGCCCUAAUAAAGAAACAAUUACGAAGGAGCAGUGGUUACAGAUUAUGAGAAGAUAACUCAUUUAUUUAUGUGUGAUACAUUCAUUUUGUUCUCUUGGUUGGAUCUGUUCUGUUUUUUAUCUUCCAGCCAUAUUUAAUGUUAAAGAGUUAUACUGUGCACUUUUUUUUAUCUUGUAUUAUUAUUAUUAUUAUUAUUAUUAUUAUUAUAAACAUGUGGGUAUGUAUGUGAAUACACUAUAAUACAUAUGGA